AUGAAUACCAUCUAUUGUAUCAGCGAACUUCCAUAUAAGGAAUCUAAUGCAACUGUACUUGACAAUGAUUUUACCGAGAAAUACAUGUGCAUCGGAUCACCAGGAGCCGUGUCAGUUGUGGAAAGUGAAAAGUAUUCGGCAGCCCCACGAAAUAUUAAAACAAAUCGACACUAUCCUCAUAUAAUACGAUGGCAACGUCUUAACGAUACCUCUGGUAGUCACAUCAUUUGCGCGUCCACACAAUUUUUCGAUAUCUUUGUUGUGAACUCUGAUUACAUGAGUCUACUCGGUUCCACUUGUGCUCAUUCCUUCAAUUUGACCGAUGUUGAUUGGUGUCCAUAUGAUUCAAAUGCUCUGCUAUCAUGUUCAGUCGACGAUGCAGUGAAAUGUUGGGAUUUGCGGGAUCUACGAUGUCCUUCUCUACAAAUUCAAGUCAUUGGUGGAGCAGAGCAAACGAAGUGGGCUCCAUUGUCAUUUAAUUUGUUGUGUACUUCCCAUGGUACUGAUCUACGACUAUGGGAUAAACGGAAUGUGAGCUUACCCUUGCAAACGGUGCCAGCCCAUAUACAAAAAAUUUCUUGUAUUAUGUGGCACCCCACAACUGCGGCAUGUUUUUUAACUGCUGGCCUGGACGGCUAUAUCAAAAUGUGGAAUAGCAGCAAUCUAACGAAACCGCGACACUCAUUAGGAAUGCUACCAGCUCCAAUUUGGAAAAUUAAGUUUUCGAAUGAUGGAAAUGAAUUUGCAUCAAUACCACUGCCGAUGUAUGGACAAAUAGAGGAGAGUUGUGCGUUAAGCUUAUGGAAAACCAGCACUCUUGAGAUCAUUCAAGUAAUUGGGUGUGAAGAUGAUGUCCUGCUUGAUCUGUGCUGGCAAAGGUUUCGCAUGCAGAGACAAACUUACAGUUGCUUAUAUACAGCAUCCAGAUAUGGCAAAUUACGGAAAUACAAUCUACCAUUGUUCGAAGAUCUAUCUGAAGGGAAGAGUUUCUCUUCAAAAAUUGGUGAAAGUGCCGAAAAUGCAUUUGUUCUUGAGGAAGAAAUAAAGGAAUCGAAAACAAAGACACGGGCUGCAUUAGCAAAUACCAGUAUGUUAAAUACUAUUUUUUGUGAAGAUAUGUUUGUUUACUUCUCGCUGUCUCUGUUAUACUACGCAUUCGAACACAAAGGAAAGUAUGAAAUCAGCAAUCUCAAUAAACGGCCGUUAAUGAUAUAUAAAGUGGAAAUUAUUGAAAACGGACUCUGUUUAACGGUGCCCAGACAAGUAGAUGUUCUUAUAGCUGAGUUGGUUCCUUUAAGACGCAUGUACAAUGAAGAUUUAAUUGUUGAACAAUUGGAUGGCAACCACAGUAUAAUAACGUGGAGCAAAAAUGCUGCUUUAAAAUUUCGAAUUAAAACUGCGUUGUUAUUGGAGAGGAGAAUGGAAGGAUUCACACAUAUAAUUAUCGAGAUUAUGAAUGAAGAAAAUUAUUUAUCAGUUAAUGAAGUUGAAACAAUUCUCAAGAAGUUAUUAGAUGAAACGGCAAGCAUAGAUAUAUCUUUAGAGAAGGAACCAAUUUUGCCAGUUAUCGUACAAAAUUUGCUUAAAAUAGUAACUUCGGUGGAGAUCUUUGCUCCUCGACCGGUUGAUAUCCUACAACAGCCGGAAAAUAUUGCCCAUUUUUGUGAAAGUGCUUCAAGUGAAAUUGGUCUACAUAGUGUCACGCUGGAAACCAUCUCCGCUGCCCCACCAAAAAGUACGGUAUCAUCACCAUUACUUUCAACCUCAUACGACCGUUGGAUACCAUCUCCUCGUACAUGUGGAGCACGUUUUAAUGGCUCCGGAUUUCUGGUUAUCUUCGGUCGGAACGAACUAGCGAUGCGACGUAUGCAAUCGAGUAAAAGUUCCUUUCAGGACGAAUCACUCUGGCUUUCAGCGGAACGGAUUACGCAAUCUUUGAAAGGCACUUCCUCAAAGAAAAGUCCAUUCAAUUUACUGGAUGAUGGGCAAAAUGAAGUUGACGAUAGACAAGUUAGUAGUACGCCACGUUCACUCGAUGAAUACAAGCAUGAGCUGCUUCUAUCUAUGGAAGAUAUGCAUACUCGUUUACAAAAUUUUUGUAGUCACGAAAAAUGCAAUUCGCCACUGUGCCAAUCGAUCUCUGGUACCCCUUUUUCCCGUAACAUGACUUUAUCUCAUCAAAAAUUUGAUAUUUCAAGCAAUGGAGCAUCUUCACUACUAGGAAUGCGUACAAGUAAUUCGUUAGCAAUGUUGAGCAAUAUAUAUAGUAACAGUACCCAAAUUGUUCGACCAUAUCAUCGUCGAGGGAAUUCAGGAACAAAUAUUCUCGCUGAUGAUCAUCAUCAUCUAGACGGCUUUGCUCCAAUAUCCGUGGUUGUUAUUUACGAUGUAUCAGUGCUCAUGUCAGUUAGCAAAAAUCUUGCUCGUAAAUACCGGCUUAUUGGUGCCAAUGCAUUGGAAUUGUGUUUAUGGAAUCAAAAAGUAGUAAAGGAAGCAGGCCGUAAGGAUUUGGAAAACAUAUGGCAAAUCGUUGAGCUUUGUGUACGAAUGGGAAAAUCAAGUUGGCGUAAACGUUGUUUCUUUGAUGAAAACAAAACAUUAACUAAUGUGCUAGAUUCCGAUUCAUCGGAAGAAAGUAUGUCGGAAGAAGAUAGUAUGGCUGUGGCAGUGCAUCCAUUCGGACGUUCACUAAUUAAUAAUCUAUUGGAUUAUUUUGCGCGUAUCAAUAAUUACCAGACUGCUGCAGUGAUAAUUUGCGUCUUAGGUUUGAGAAAUGAACGGUGUUUUGAAAUAGUCGACGGUAGAAUGGAAUCAUCAACUACCACAAAGUGUGCUGUUCAUCAUGAACAUUCACUUAGUACUUGUGGCACUAGUUUUGACAGUUCGGUAUACGGCAAGAUGAAUGCGAAUAAAUUAGGCUUGGAUUCUCAGUUGUUACAAGAAGAAGAAGAAAAACCAGAUAUGAGAGAACAGUCGUCAUUAACAGCUCCUGCUUCAAAGACCGCUUCAAAAUUUUCUUUAUUUCAAAACGCCUUAAUUGGUCAUCGUUCAAUACAGACUCUCAAAAUAGAACAAGACAGCAGAACAUCGCGUAGCCGUCGUACAUCUGACAUAUCCAUGAUUUCAAAUAUCGAGCAGCCUCAGCAAGAUCUUGCUUGGAGUAUUACGGAAAACAAAUCAAAUUUGUACAGCCUCUUAGAUCCUCGUUGCAACGAUCGAUUCGAUGAAGUACGCCAUCAGUAUGCUAGUUUAUUAUUCAGGUGGAGAAUGUUUUCGAAAGCUGCUGAAGUGAUGAAAUACAGUGAAUCUGCGCCUUAUUCAGCACCACUACGAGUUCAGAGCUCAUGUCCUCACUGUAACAAUAAAUUGCUGCUUUUCAAAUGUCAUAAAUGUCACAUCGGUUGGAAAUUUCGUUGCUCAUUAUGUCAACUUCCUGUGUUAG
Cercopithifilaria johnstoni is the source of this 3442-nucleotide messenger RNA. NCBI's taxonomy places the organism in Eukaryota, Metazoa, Nematoda, Chromadorea, Rhabditida, Onchocercidae. The record is from the annotation of a GenBank genome assembly.